UCUUCCCCUCUUUCCUCCUCACUAGUGGUCACCACUCAAUUUUGUGCCCUUUUACGUCUACAGAAAUUGUUCAUUCUACAGACACUCAAACUAUAUUUUCUCUCUUUAUCCACCAUUAGAAGCUCAGGUUCUUGAAAGCAUGGAAGCCUGAAUGUUAGUUGCUGAUGGCAUUUAGAGGUCGAGGUCGUGGAAGAGGUUUCGGUGGAAGUGACUACAAGUUUGCAAAGCAAGAGCCUUUCGUACUUUAUCCUGAUAUUGAGCUACCUGAUAGAAACAACGUUCCUGAAGAGAAGGAAUUAGCAGUACAUAAUCAUAGGUUGCGGAAUUUCUAUCGCACCUCACCCUACAACCUUGGAGAAACAGCCUCAGAAGAAGAUGCGGUGGAGAUUGAGAGGUACUCUGAUAAGGCCAAGGCUACACUUACUGAUUAUAUAAAAGUUGAACAUGGAUAUCUUCCUGAAGAACUUCUUGAAGGCACAAGCCGCACAACAUGCAGGGAGAAGAAAGUGCAAUGGAAUCCAGAAAGAGACCUUGAAAAGCUGGAUUUCCUGGAGGAUCUGGAGAAGCUUCAAAGUAAUGAAGACAAAAAAGGCAAGAAAGAGAAAGAAGGUGAAGAUGACGAACAAGAAGAUGAGGAUGUAGAGGAGGAAGAUGAACAGAUUGCUCAGGAGAAAAAGGAGAAGAAGCUGAGGCGACUGGCCAAGGAGAAGCUGAGGAAGAAAGGAUACUUUAAAAUGCUCAAUCGAGAAGCUGGAGCGAAUGGGGACGCUGUCUAUGCCACAUCAGACGAGGCUGAAGAUUCUUCGUCCGUUAGUUCGGGCUGAGGAUUCCAUUUCAUUAUCAUCACUGUGUGUCCUUCUAUUUCAGUCUUACUUGAAUAAUGAUCUAUAAGGUAACAUGAAAAAGGAAGGUAACACAAGUUGUAGACCUUAUAUCACUUUCAGAAUUCUAGAUAGUAGAAGUAAACGUUGUUACUGUUGUAGUUGCUGUUACUAUUUUGAGCUGUAUAAACGCAACAAAACUUUCUUCAUCACUGAUAAAACACACAGAAGUAAAAGUUGUUACUGUUGUAGAUGGAUUUGUAGUUCCACCAGCAGUUGUUCAGGAAA
Beta vulgaris subsp. vulgaris (sugar beet) is the source of this 1109-nucleotide messenger RNA. RefSeq lists its product as uncharacterized. Gene Ontology annotation, biological process: transcription by RNA polymerase III. The transcript is spliced from 7 exons. Gene Ontology annotation, cellular component: RNA polymerase III complex. The coding region runs from base 165 to 824 and encodes 219 amino acids. The record is from RefSeq and is a predicted model, not a curated record. Lineage: Eukaryota; Viridiplantae; Streptophyta; Magnoliopsida; Caryophyllales; Amaranthaceae.